Clunio marinus is the source of this 921-nucleotide messenger RNA. NCBI's taxonomy places the organism in Eukaryota, Metazoa, Arthropoda, Insecta, Diptera, Chironomidae. The record is from the annotation of a GenBank genome assembly.
AUGUUUGACGAAGAAGAAUCCAAAAAGUUAAGAAUUUUUCAACGGGAAAAGCGAUUGGAGCUUCAAUUAAUUAUUCAAAGAUGUUCGGAAAUUAAAUUUGAGUAUGUAUGUCUACCAAGUGUAAGAAGUGACAAUGAUUUAUGUUUUGGAAGUAAAAACCCUCGAAAGAUUCAUCUUUUUGCUGAUGAUAAAACAGUUAAUUCAUACAUAAGGAAGUGCUUUAAGGAACAUUUUCCAGAACCUGAUACAUUAUCUGUUACAAAGAAAACAGAUGAAGAAACAAAAGAUGAGGAAAAAGAAAUUGAACUUAAACCUACAUAUCCUUUUGCUUCAAAAGUUCCAAGAUUUUUAGACAUUACAAUAGAUUCUUCAGGAGUUUAUCUACGCAAGAAAACAUUCAAAGAAACUCCAUUUGUUAUAAGAAAAUCUUUUUCUGCAUUUGGGACUUGCAAAAAGAGAAAACUCCUUGUAACAAGAAACUUUAAUACAACAGAAACUCCUGGCGUUGGGACAUACAAUCUACUACAUUACAAGACAAAUUACUUUCAGCAUUCCUUUGGUGGUGACAUCUCCAUUAAACCUGCAUUCGACAUUGUUUGCACUGCCACAAAUUUAGAUAUAAAAUGUGAUUUGUGUGAAAGUGAAUUAAAGAAUAUUUAUUGGAAAAGUAAGAAAACUCAUAAUCUUUUGUGUCGUGCAUGUUAUGAUAAAAAAAUUAUUAAAAUUAGAAAAGCAACACGCGGAGUGAUUGAUCAAUUUCGUAUAAUCAAAGCUUUUAAAGAAGAUUACGAGAAAAAACGUUAUUGUGAUUUUUUUCAUAAGCACAGCAAUUCUAAAGCUGCAAUUCGUCUUAUGACAGACAAACAAUUAAAAAAUCGAAUAAGUAUGGAAAAUUUUCUAAACACUAGGAUUGAAUAUUAA